ACCGGUUUCUUGAUGUACUGACCACUAUAUCAAGGUAGAGCAUCGGUAUAACGUCGACUUUUCAGACGGACCUUGGUCAGUCUGAAUUCUGUCGACGAUCCUCGUACAUUUUUCCAUAGUUUUGUGGCCUAUCGAAGCAAAUCAGUCCACUUUAUCAUGUAUCCGCGUUACGACUUUCUCUUCGUGUUCGUUUAUCAUGUUGUGACUGGCCUGUCCUUACCGGCAACGACUUAUGAUCAACGACAAACCGGUGAUCUGAACGUGCAGGUUCAUUUGAAGGAUGUACAAGUGUUGGCAUUAUUGGACUCAGAGAUGCUUGAUGAUUACACGGAAUACGAUUAUUUCUACGAUUACGCCGAUUUCACGAUUAAACCAAUGAAACCCAAUGUUACAACUACUACCGAACCAUCAACUUCAGAAAUUAUAGAACAACUUAAUUUUUCCAACGUUACAACAUCACAAAAUUUAACAUUUCCAAUUAAUGAAUCAAAUACAAAUAUUAAUGUAGAGAAUACAGAAAUUUUGUCUUUAGUCGAUGAUGAAAAAAUAAAUGAAACCUUAAGUAUUUCAUUGAAUAAAAUAUCAAAGAAUUCGACUACUAAUGAGGAUAAUAUAUUAAAGAUAAAAGUUAAUGAUAAAAUUGAAAAUUUAUUCGAAGAUGUAGAAAAAAAUCGAACAGAGCAAAAUAAUUGGGGAUUAUCCCAUAGUAUGGAAGAUUCAUCCAAAAUAUUCUCUAGGAAACGUUGUAGAUCAGGAUAUUCACCAGAUGGAAAUGGUCGUUGUCGUCGACUUAAUAAACGAAGAUUGUCAUUAAUUCCAUUGGCAUUGAGAUUAGUACCAAAAUUUUUGGACGACACAGCACGCAAUGCAAGGAAUUUUGUGCAAAAAGAGGAUAAUCAAAUGCACUCAAACCAAGUUAUGUCAUGAAUAUUCGAUAUCAGUGUGCGAUUGUAUUAAGUUCUCUCAUGUUCCUCGUCGACUUAUGUUAAGUUAUGUAUUCUCGUGUCGUUCACAUCGCUUCAUCCUGCAUUUAUAUUCAUCAAGUUACUGUAUAUAAUAUAAUAAGCAAUUAUAUGUAUUUUUUUUAUACUACUAUAAU
This is a messenger RNA of Apis mellifera (honey bee), 1099 nucleotides long. RefSeq lists its product as uncharacterized. Lineage: Eukaryota; Metazoa; Arthropoda; Insecta; Hymenoptera; Apidae. The transcript is spliced from 3 exons. The coding region runs from base 157 to 927 and encodes 256 amino acids. The record is from RefSeq and is a predicted model, not a curated record.